AUGUUAUUUGUUCUAUGCAAUAAUCUCCGAAUCACGGGCUUGACGCAUAUAAACAGCCCAAAAUUUCAUCUAGCAAUAGUUAAGAGUAAUAAUGCAGAGAUUUCUAAGCUUCGCAUGAGUGCCCCUUCAAAUAGUCCCAACACAGAUGGGAUUGAUUUAUUAUCUUCCACAAAUAUUAAUAUUCGCAAUUGUAGAAUGGAAACUGGUGAUGAUUGUAUUGCGAUUAAAGGAGGCACUUCGAAUGUUAUUAUAUCUGAUAUAAUCUGUGGUCCUGGACACGGUAUAAGCAUUGGAAGUCUUGGGGAGUUUGGAACACGUGAUGAAGUUGAAGCAAUCGACAUAAGUAAUUGCAAUAUUACUGGAGCUGAUGAUGGAAUCAGGAUCAAGACAUGGCAGGGAGGCUCUGGAUUUGCAAGGAAUAUCAACUUCACAAAUAUAAUCUUCACAAUGGUUAAAAAUCCUGUUGCAUUCAUCGACCAAUUCUACUGCCCUAACAAGAAAAUAUGUCCCGAAAGCGUAUCUGCCGUUCAAGUGAGCGACAUCAGAUUUACUGGACUCUCGGGGACGUCGAUGACGAAUAGGGAGAUGAUCGGCUUUUGUUGCAGCGCCGCCGUUCCGUGCACAAACAUUGUAGUGAACGGAGUGGACAUAAAACCAAUCGAUGGGGGCCAAGCCCGUUCGGCUUGCAUGAAUGUUCGUGGAUUUGCUAGUAAUGUUGCAAGCCCACCUCUUGAUUGCCUACAACCAUAAUUUAGUUUCAAUAUAUAUAUGUGGCAUUAAAUUUAAAUGUACUACUAUUUAGAUAGUGCAAUCUAGUAUAGUAAUAAAUGGGCUAUGACUAUGUGGCUAUUUUUGUUAUUUUGCUUCUUGUUUCUUCUGACGGGAAAAUAAUUGCUAAAAACUUCUUUAUUAUACAAAAA
Salvia hispanica is the source of this 920-nucleotide messenger RNA. Its product is annotated as putative polygalacturonase At3g15720. Gene Ontology annotation, biological process: carbohydrate metabolic process. Gene Ontology annotation, molecular function: polygalacturonase activity. The record is from RefSeq and is a predicted model, not a curated record. Lineage: Eukaryota; Viridiplantae; Streptophyta; Magnoliopsida; Lamiales; Lamiaceae.